AUGGGACUGCAACCAAGCAUUUUCCUCCUGGGGCUGCUGCUACUGCUUCUGGAGCAAGUCCUUUCAGAAGUCAUCAGACAUUUCAAUCCCUCUGUUCUGAGGCCCAUGUGCCCUGCUGGGACGAGUGCUGUGCACCACAGUGAUGCUGUAGAUUUGUGGAUUCAGGCCAGAGAACUGGUGAGAAGCAUGAAAGAGAACCUGCAACUCAACUUUCAGAAUGACUGGAAGAUCAUCAACGUGUUCUUCAGCAAUGCCAGCCAGUGCCACCUGUGUCCCUCUACCCAACAGAAAGGUUAUGUGCUGGAUACCAUGGACAAACUGACCCGGAUGCUGGACUACCUGCACCAGGAGGUUCCCAAAGCUUUUGUGAACCUGGUGGAUCUCUCUGAGGCUACGGGGGUCUCUCACUGGCACCAAGGCACCAGGCUUAGCCAAGAAGAAUCUUGCAGCUGUGUAAUGGAGAAUUCAAAGCUUUCCAGGGUUGUGAUGCAGUGGUCCUAUCAGGAAACCUGGGAGAAGCUCCUAGCCAUCAGCAAGUACAAUGAGGAGAAGUCCUUCGCUGUUGUUUUCCAGCCUUUCUUCUCUGAGACAGCUCUGUUGUCUGUCUUGGGGGAGCCAACGUCUCAGAAUCCCACCGCACUUGCCUUGAAUCUCUGGAACAGCAUGUUGGAGCCAGCAGGACAGAAGGAUGAGCCGUUCAGUGCAGAAGAGAGGAGACCAAUGAAAUGUCCCACUCAGGAGAAGCCAUAUCUGUUUACCUAUAAGAACAGCAACUACCGACCCAGCUCACAAAAACCCUUUGAGGUUCUUGAGAAAAGAGAAGGAACAGAAGUCAGAUGUCCUGACAAGACUCCCUCCAACUCUGUUCCCACCUCAGUUCAUAGGUUGAAGCCAGCUGACAUCAAAGUCAUCGGAGCCCUGGGUGACUCUCUCACUGCAGGUAAUGGAGCUGGGUCCAAGCCUGGGGACAUCUUAGAUGUCUUGACCCAGUAUCGAGGCCUGUCCUGGAGUGUCGGCGGAGACCAAAACAUAAGCACAGUCAUCACCCUGGCAAAUAUCCUCCGGGAAUUCAACCCUGCCUUGAAGGGCUUCUCUGUUGGCACUGGGAAGCCAGACAGUCCAGGAGCCUUCUUCAACCAGGCUGUGGCAGGAAAUAAAGCUCAGGAUUUACCCGUCCAGGCCAGGAAGCUAGUGGACCUGAUGAAGAAUGACAAGAGUAUAAAUUUUCAGAAUGAUUGGAAGAUAAUAACCAUGUUUAUAGGAGGCAAUGACCUCUGUGAUAUCUGCAGUGACCCGGAUCACUAUUCUCCCCGGAACUUCACAGGCCACAUCGGGAAGGCUCUAGACCUCCUCCAUGCUGAGGUUCCUCGGGCUUUUGUGAACCUGGUGAUGGUACUGGGUAUCACCCCCCUGAGAGAGCUCUACCAGGAGCAAAAAGUCAACUGCCCAAGGACGCUCCUCAGGCUUCAGUGUCCCUGUGUCCUGAAGUUCGAGGACAACUCCGCAGAACUUGCCAACCUCAUCGAACAGAAUAAAAUGUAUCAGGAGGAGACCUACCAGCUGGUUGAGAGUGGACAAUACGACACAAGGGAAGAUUUUACGGUGGUUGUGCAGCCGUUCUUAAAAGAAGUGAAGAUGCCAAAGACCCCGGAGGGGUUGCCUGACAGCUCUUUCUUCGCUCCUGACUGCUUUCACUUCAGCAAAAAGUCUCACGGCCGUGCCGCCAGCGCCCUGUGGCAAAACAUGCUGGAACCUGUCAACCAGAAGACGACUCAGCAUGAUUUUCAAAAGGAGAUCAAUAUUUCAUGUCCAAACCAGGUCUGGCCAUUUCUGAGCACAUACAAGAACAACAUCGUACAGGGUCAUGGGAGCUGGCUGAUGUGCAGGGACAGAGCUCCCUCUGCCUCGCCCCCCACCUCAGUGCAUGCCCUGAGACCUGCCGACAUUCAAGUUGUUGCUGCUCUGGGGGAUUCCCUGACAGCUGGCAACGGAAUUGACUCCAACCCAGGUGACCUGUCCGAUGUCAGCACACAGUACCGGGGACUAUCCUAUAGUUCAGGAGGGGACGGCUCUCUGAGUAACGUGACCACAUUACCUAAUAUCCUUCGGGAGUUUAAUCAAUAUCUCACAGGCUACGCGGUGGGCACAGGUGACGCCAACAGCGCAAAUGCAUUCCUCAAUCAAGCUGUUCCUGGAGCAAAGGCAAAGGACCUUUCACGCCAAGUGCACACUCUGGUGCAGAGGAUGAAAGAGGACCAAAGAGUAAAUUUCCAAGAAGACUGGAAGAUCAUCACGGUGCUGAUUGGUGGCAACGAUCUCUGUGAUUACUGCAAGGACCCGAAUCUGUAUUCUGAAACCAACUUUUAUUACCAUCUCCUCAAUGCCUUGGACAUCUUGCAUAAAGAGGUGCCCAGAGCUCUGGUCAACCUCGUGGACUUCAUGAACCCCAGUGUCAUACGGCAGGUGUUCCUGGGAAAUCCAAGCAAAUGCCCAGUGCAGAAUGCCAGUCUUCUGUGUGACUGUGUUCUGAGCCCACCGGAGAACUCCCAAGAGCUGGCCAGGUUGAAGGUCAUCACCCAAGCCUACCAGGACAGCAUGCGGGAGCUGGUGGAGUCAGGCCGCUAUGACACCCGGGAGGACUUCACUGUGGUUCUGCAGCCCUUCUUUCAUAACAUCCAACUCCCCAUACUGGAGGAUGGGCUCCCGGAUACAUCUUUCUUCGCCCCAGACUGCAUCCACCCAAGUCAGAAAUUCCACGCCCAGCUCUCCAGGGCCCUUUGGAGCAAUAUGCUUCAGCCACUAGGAAAGAAAACGGAUACCUUGAAUCUGGCAGCAAAUAUAUUCCUGUCCUGCCCAACUCAGAAUGCGCCCUUCCUGGGAACCUUUCGGAACAGCAACUACACAUACCCCUCUGACCCAGCCAUUGAGAACUGGGGUAGUGACUUCCCGUGUACAGGGUGGAAACCUUCCAACACAGUUCCCACCUCGGUUCACAAGCUCCAACCAGCAGACAUCAAAGUGGUGGCCGCCAUGGGUGACUCGUUGACUACAGCAGUGGGAGCCCGACCAAGCAACUCCAGUGACCUCAUGUCUUGGAGGGGACUCUCCUGGAGCAUUGGAGGGGAUGGGGUGUUGGAGACCCACACCACACUGCCCAACAUUCUGAAGAUGUUCAACCCUCACAUCCUUGGGUUCUCGACUGGUACCAAGAAGGAGACAGCAAGGCUGAAUGUGGCGACGGAAGGGGCCACAGCUCGAGACAUGCCGGCCCAGGCCCAGGAGUUGGUGAAUCGAAUGAGGAAGAAUCCAGAAAUCAACCUGGAGAAAGACUGGAAGUUGAUCACACUCUUCAUUGGGGGCAACGACUUGUGCUAUUACUGCGAGAAUCCGGAGGCCCACUCAGCCCAGGCGUAUGUUCAGUACCUCCAACAAACCCUGGACAUCUUCUAUAAAGAGCUUCCAAGGACUUUUGUCAAUGUGGUAGAGGUCAUGGAGCUGGCUGGCUUGCACCAGGGUCAAAGCGGGAAAUGUACCAUGCCACUGGCAGCUCAGAGCAACUGCACGUGCUUCAGUGGCUCCCAGGAGAAGCCCCUAGAUAUGCAAAAACUGAAGCAGCUGAACUGGAAUUUUCAGAAUGAUCUCUCCAAGAUCUCCUACCAGCACAACUACACACAGCGGGAAGACUUUGCAGUUGUUGUACAACCCUUCUUCCAAAACACUUUCAUCCCACUGAAUAACAGAGGCCGUGAUGACCUCACCUUCUUCUCUGAGAACUGUCUCUACUUCUCAGAACGUGGUCAUGCUGAGAUGGCCAUCGCACUCUGGAAUAACAUGCUGGAACCAGUAGGCCAGAAGACAACCUUCAACAACUUCACCUACAGCCGAACCAAACUCAAGUGCCCCUCUCCUGACCAUCCUUACUUUUAUACCCUGAGGAAUAGUCAGUCACUUCCAGUCCAGGCUAAACAACACUCCAAUGUGCUCAACUGGGCUCUGCCAUUGACAUUUGGAAUCGGUGUUGCGGUUGGAGUUGGUGUGGUGAUGAUAUGGACUGCUUUGAGACGUUGAUACAAGGAAGAACCUCCAAUGAGUCGAGCACUGUAG
Molecule: messenger RNA, 4104 nt
Organism: Chrysochloris asiatica (Cape golden mole)
Lineage: Eukaryota; Metazoa; Chordata; Mammalia; Afrosoricida; Chrysochloridae
Gene: PLB1
Product: phospholipase B1
Exons: 53
Biological process (GO): phospholipid metabolic process
Cellular component (GO): brush border membrane
Molecular function (GO): A2-type glycerophospholipase activity; phosphatidylcholine lysophospholipase A1 activity; retinyl-palmitate esterase activity
Source: RefSeq, a predicted model, not a curated record